Penicillium pulvis is the source of this 966-nucleotide messenger RNA. RefSeq names its product aldo/keto reductase family protein. The coding region runs from base 1 to 966 and encodes 321 amino acids. The record is from RefSeq and is a predicted model, not a curated record. Lineage: Eukaryota; Fungi; Ascomycota; Eurotiomycetes; Eurotiales; Aspergillaceae. The transcript has 3 exons.
AUGGCUGCUGAACGGAAAACCAGGAUCCCGAUCAUUUUCGGUGCGAUGACCUUUGGAAGAGAAGGCGUUGAACAAGCGCGUAUUCAUGACCUCAAUGAUGCUAGUGCUAUGCUGGACACAUUCCAACGCCAUGGUGGCAAAGUGGUCGACACAGCCCAUUGGCAAGCCCGAGGCCUUGUCGUCGACACAAAGCUUUACCCCAACAUUGUCGACGGAACUGGCAAGAUGACUCACUGCACCAGCGACCUUCGCACUUAUCUCGAAGAGUCUCUCAAAGCCUUAAAGACAGACAAAAUUGACCUCUGGUACCUUCAUGGACCAAAUCGGAAAACCCCCUACGAAGAGACAUUUAGAGCUUGCAACGAACUCCACAAGGAAGGAAAGUUCAGCCGCCUCGGCCUGAGCAACUACAUGGCUUGGGAGGUGGCUUACAUUAGCGACAUGUGUAUGCACAAUGGGUGGAUCCGUCCAACAGUAUACCAAGGGGUGUACAACGCCAUCCACCGAACCGUUGAAAUGGAAUUGUUCCCUUGUCUUCGGCACUACGGCAUCACAUUCUACGCAUUCAGUCCCCUCGCCGGCAGCCAGCUUACUGGUCGUUACAAACGCGAUACGCAGGAUGCAAAUAUUGAUUCAAUGUCUAGGUUUGAUCCAAAUACUUUCCAGGGACGGAAAUACAGGCGCCGCUUCUGGAAUGAGAAAAUCUUUGAUGCCCUUGACAUCAUUCGAGAAGCGACGGAGAAGCACCAGUUGACUGAGAUGGAAUGUGCAUUCAGAUGGCUUAUGCAUCAUUCUCAAUUAGAUCCCGAGCGAGGAGACUCAGUCAUUAUUGGGGCAAGUAGCUUACAGCAACUGGAGCAGAAUCUUACUCUUCUAGAAAAGGACCCCCUUCCUCAGGAUAUCGUCGAGGCUCUCGAGUCAGCAUGGGCUGUGACGAAGGGUGUUGUCAAUAAUUAUUGGCAUUGA